This is a messenger RNA of Armigeres subalbatus, 3067 nucleotides long. RefSeq names its product polypeptide N-acetylgalactosaminyltransferase 16-like. Bases 1265 to 3022 code for a protein of 585 amino acids. The record is from RefSeq and is a predicted model, not a curated record. Gene Ontology annotation, biological process: protein O-linked glycosylation. The transcript has 7 exons. Lineage: Eukaryota; Metazoa; Arthropoda; Insecta; Diptera; Culicidae. Gene Ontology annotation, molecular function: polypeptide N-acetylgalactosaminyltransferase activity. Gene Ontology annotation, cellular component: Golgi apparatus.
AAGUUAUGUACUCCACAGUUGAAGUACUGAUGUAGUGAACGACAAGGAUAUGAAUACUAUUACUCUAUGUUGAGUUUCUUUAUUCUAACACUUCAUUGUAAUAUAAAUGUGAUACAAUAAUAAUAUAAUAAUGAAUGGCAAAAUCAGAUAACUUUAAAAAUGGUAGUAUUAAAUUAUUUUACAUUAUAUCCUUUAAACUUUUGUGAAAAUAUUGUUACCAAGAAUCCAGAAUAAAUAUUAGUUUGCCGAGAUGGCAAAAUUACUGAAGAAAAUAUUAUUCUCUUAUGUAAUCUUUUUUCUUGUUUAUAUUAUAUGUGUUUUUUAAAUAUUGGUCUCAGCAGAAAAUAACAUUCAAAUCAUGCCUCCGUUUCAGAUGACCCAGUCACGUUAAUAGAAAUUAGUACAAGCGAAGUGAAUGAAAUAGAUUCCCAGGACAACCCCAAUAAAUCGUAUAUCCCCAAGAAUGCCAAUGCUGUGAAGUCGCUCAGGUUGGCCGGGUUUAUUUUUCCACUGCGCCAGUCGGAGGACAUUGACCGUUUAGAGAGUAUGGUCAAGAAAGACACCUUCAUACGAAAGCAAUACAUUCUCUACGCGUCGAACAGAAUAAGCGGACAACGAAGCAUCAUAGAGACCAUUCAGAAAAUUUUCUCUAAUGAAUCCUUGCUGAACUAUACCUAUAACGGCGUCAAAAAGCGUGUUACUCGGAAAGCGAUGAAAAACUACGACAUAUUCACGGAUUGUUUGUUAACUGCCUGGGAGGAGGACGAGGUAACAAAAGAGGACCUCAAGAAAGCCUUGAUCAAGGCUACCAAGAAAGCCAAACAAAAUCUGUCCUCGGCGCGGUACUACCAACGGCAUCGCGAUAAAUUGCUGGAGAAACGGAAGGCGGCCUUCAAACACACCAAGGAAAGUUCAGAAUGAGUGCUCCAGAUUGGCAUGUGCUGAUUCAAGACAGUAAACAGUUUUAAAGACAAGAUAAUCAAGAAUAAUCCCAUUGAUUGGAAACGAAAUACACGCGUCGCAAGAAACCCGCUCAAUGCGUUAUCGCAUGCGACGGCGAACCUAAACACGCAAAUCGGCAUCAGUGUCAGCUAGUCAGCAGCAACACCGAGACGUAAGAGAUUAGCCGUCCCGUAGCGCCACGCUGCCACAUGGCCUUGCUUCCGGUGACCGCUGGGCGUAUUGAACAACCAGCGCAGCAUUAGCUACAAACUAGAGCAGAGCUAUCAGUCGUUACACAUCGUUCGCUAAACUAGCGAGCACUAUGAAAAUAUUCUUCCGCAAAAAGUGUGGAUUCCUGGUGAUUUUGGUGUUUGGGCUGCUGUUCAUCUUCUGGAACAACAUUUACCUGUUUCACGAGCCGCAGAUCAAGCGAAAGGUGGACGACCUGAAUCAAACCGCCAGUUUGGCGCUUAUCUACAGUCACUGGAACGAGUUGAAUAGAUAUGCCACUGCCUCCGGUGGCGGCGGCCGUAAUUCCAGUUCCAGCUCGAAUGCAGAAUCAUUGCGAUCGUCAACGGUGUCGCCGCCUCUGGCGAACGGCACCUACCAGCGGCACUACUUCAAUCUGGAGCUGAGCGAUCGAAUUGGCGUCGAUCGUGCGCUGCCCGACACGCGACACGCAAACUGCAAAACCCGCGAAUUCCUUACAUCCCCGGGUCGCACCACAUCUGUGAUAAUAACAUUCUACAACGAAGCCACUUCUACGCUGCUUCGCACCAUCACAAGCGUUCUGAAGCGAACGCCAACCGAUCUCCUGCGGGAAAUCAUCGUCAUCGAUGACUGUAGCACCGCACUCGAAGACGAUCUGGACUUUCUGAAGCGGAUUCCGAUGGUGCGAUUCCAUCGCAACUUUGUGCGGGAAGGUUUGAUCCGUUCCAGAAAUAUCGGAGUGGCGUACGCCAGCGGAGACUUCGUCAUUUUUCUGGACAGUCACUGCGAGGUGAACCGUGGUUGGUUGGAGCCGUUGGUCGAUCGAUUGACGGUGGAUUCAACGGCGGUGCUGAGUCCUAUCAUCGACAUCAUCGAUGCGGAUUCGUUCGAGUACCGGCCAAACUCGGCACGGUUACGAGGAGGAUUCGAUUGGAGUUUGCGUUUCCGUUGGCUUCCUGUAGCUGAGGAGGAACUGGAGCACCGGAAUAAUGAUGAAUCGUUGCCAUUUUUCAGCCCGGCCAUAUCGGGUGGGGUGUUCAUUGUGUCGAAGGCCUUGUUCCAGCAACUGGGAGGGUUCGACGGUGGAUUGGACAUAUGGGGUGGUGAGUCGUUGGAAUUUUCGUUGAAAUCGUGGCUCUGUGGUGCCCACGUGGAAGUGGUUCCUUGCUCUAGGAUAGGGCACGUGUUCCGACGGAAGCAUCCAUAUGGGUUUCCCCAAGGGAGUACCACUACAUAUUUGAGGAAUACGAAGCGUAUUGCCUCAGUUUGGAUGGACGAGUUUCAGAACUUUUUCUAUGAGACACGGCCGGAAGCGGGUGGGAUUUCGGUUGGAUCACUGCAAGACAUGAAAGAUCUGAAGCGGCGGUUGAACUGUCGCAAGUUUAGUUGGUAUUUGCAGAAUGUGUUUCUAGACCUGAAACUACCGAACGAAAAUAAUGCAGCCUUUGGUCUGUUGCGGCACGCUGAGCGGUGUCUGGAUGUGAAACCAAAGUACAAACGCUCUCGGAAGCGAAGUCAUCGUCAGCAGAAAGUGCCGCAGGGCAACGAUGUCGUGCUGGUUGAGUGUAGUAGAGAUGACGCGGAAGGAGCAACCAAAUGGUCGCUGAACAAAAAGACCGGCCAGUUGAGCACGGAUUCGGGUGCGUGUAUGAAUGUGAAAAAUGGAAUGAUACAAUUGGAGCAGUGCGAAGAUGAAAAUGGGAAUCAGGAUGCUCAGCGGUGGGAACGGAGAGGCGGAACGCUGGUACACAGUAAGACUGUUUUGUGUUUGGAGAAUCUGGUAAGUGCCGAUGUAGGUGUGAGUGAGUGCAGGAUGGGAGCCCCUAGUCAGUUGUGGAAUUUUUCAGUUGAGAUUCAGCAUUUAAGAUGAUGACGGUUUAGGUAGAAUAAUAAAUCCAUUCAAAACAAUAAAAAA